GGAGGAGGAGGAAAAGGAAAAAACGAGAGAGGUUGUACCGCCAACGUUGUUUCUCUCUUGUCGUGCGUGUUGCGAGAGAGGUUAGAAACGAUCCACGGGGAACAUGGAUCUGCUCUGUUGCGAGACCACCGACACCGAGUGCCGAGCGUACAAGGAUCCUGUCCUGCUCGACGACGAUCGUGUGCUGCAGAAUCUCCUGAAAACCGAGGAGAGAUACUCGCCCAGCACUUCUUAUUUCGAGUGCGUGCAGACGGAGAUCUCGCCGCCCAUGCGCAAAGUCGUCGCGGAGUGGAUGUUGGAGGUAUGCGAGGAGCAGAAGUGUCAGGACGAGGUCUUUCCCCUGUCGAUGAACUACGUCGACAGGUUCCUCUCGAUCUGCCCGAUCAAGAAGUCGCAGCUGCAGCUACUCGGGACAGCCUGCCUGCUUCUCGCCUCGAAAUUGCGGGAACCGUCGCCGCUCACCGUCGAAGUUCUUGUUUUCUACACAGAUAACUCCAUCACCACGGAUGACUUAUUGAGCUGGGAGCAGCUGGUCGUCUCGAAGCUAAAAUGGGAAUUGUCGGCUGUAACGCCCGGUGACUUCCUGGUGCACAUCCUCAACAGAUUGCCGGUGCCGCGUACCUGGGACCCGGUGAUGGUCAGGAGGCACGCGCAAACCUUCAUCGCCCUGAGCGCCAGAGGAUUACCUGCAAGGAUGCCUAGAGCAGAUCGAAGAGAUGGUGUCUCAAGCAAUGACUGCCGAGCGUAUCGGCGGGACCAGCCACCAGGUGACCGGGCCACCGCCGUCUUCGGGCACGCAGAGGCCUCUGGGGGACGAGAUCACCAGCCAGGAGAAGAUCCUGGAACACGAGAAGGCGGGCACGCCGACCGACGUGAGGGACGUUCAUUUUUGAGAGACGCCGCUGAGGGAAACUCUGGCCAGGGUGACUCUCUGCUGAACCUGAAGGCCGAGGAACAAGCGAUACCCAGCGAUAACGACGACGACGACAACGAUACUGAGGGACCCACGGCUAAGAAGAAAAUGAAGAGUGACGAGGGAGUUUCGAGCCGUGAAAUGCGCCAGAAAAUUCCCGAAAUGAACGAAAAAAGAAAAAAAAAAGAAAAAAGAGAAGAAACAAGAAACAUGAAACAGAAUGCAUAAGAUAUGUUGUGCUUGCUCGAGCGUAACGUCGUUUGGUUUUCCCUUCGUCACCACUGUGAACAGAAUCAUCUUCAAGAAACAGAGAGAAAGAGAGAGAGAGAGAGAAAAUGAAAAAUGAAAAAAAAAUGAAAAGUGUUCGAUAUUUUAGUGUUUUGCGCGGAUUUCUGAAGAUUCUGUAGAUUCGUAGAACCAAGAAAAAAAAAAAAAAAAAGGAACAUCGAGGGAUUAGGGACAGUUUCUUUUUUUUAUCAAUUUUCUUUUUCAAAGAACUACGUCAAAUCCCUCUUAAAUGCAUGCUCGGCUACCGAGCGAAGGAUGAUUGUUUCCCGCGAGCGUGUGCUCGACGAGAGAGUCUCGCGAUCGAUGGAAAACGAAGCACGAAACGUUUUAGUCGAUCUACUUAGCUAUCUAGCUAUCCAACAGCUGUGUUAUAGUUUUUAGUCGGAGAUCGAGCAACGAUCCAGCGCCGAGGAGAAUCGUCCUAAAAAGCGAAUCGUAAUUCCGCGUGCAGAAUCUUUUUAUGUAUAUGUAUGCGUAUAUGUAUGUGUAUGUAUAUGUGGGAGGGUCAGAUGAAACACACGAGGGUCCGAAUUGGUUCCCUGAACCGGCGGGCCCGCUUUGUUAUUUAGUUGUACGCGUUUUUAUUUGCAAGAAUUCGUGCGCAUCUCCGAUCGUUCGAGGCAUACGUCGGGAUCGGUUUUGUUCUCAGUUCACAUUUGACAGAGAGACUGCGUUGUUCGUCUCGAAUCGUGAUCUAGAGUUUCCUGAAACUUCUUCUCUUCUUCUUCUUCCUUUAUUAUUAUAAUACUUUUUUUAUUUUAUUUUUUUUUUUCGCGGAGUACAACGCCCUCUAUUGGCGUUGCAGCAGGAGAAGCGAGAAGGGGUUGGUUUAUCGAUCGAAGAUGCUCAACUCGAAAACACGUUUGGAUUCUCUUUUUUUUUCUUUUUUCUUUUGUUUCUUCGUUCGAGCGUUGAUUCAACUCGUUGCAAAUUAGAUUCUCCUUUUUAUAAAAAAAGGAACUUGGCAAAGGAAGAAAAAGUAGACUUGUUUGAACUGCUGUUUAUUCAGGUUGCAUGAAAUAAGGUUACAUGGAAGCACGAGCGUGUGCUCCAUUUUCGCUACCCCCUCGUAACAGUCGCGCAAUUAUGAUGCAACAUGUUGUUGCCGCGGGUACGAUAAUACAACGUUUGGAAACUUUCACGAUAAUGUCAGCUGUUGAUCGGAUCAUUCGCGUUAAUGUGGAAAAGAAGUAAAGAAACUGAUCUGCAAUGUGGUUAAUAGCUGAUCGAUAUACACCGAAAAAAGAAAGGAACAGAGCUAAAUUGUCUAUAAUUUCAAGCUUGAAAUGAAAGAGAGAAACGGAAUAACGAAUGUUAUUGAUACUGAGAUCGAUGUUACUCGAACGUAAGAAAUAAAAAACGAAUAGAAAGAAACGAGAAAAAAAUAAAUAAAUAAAUAAAUACGCAUGAUUUUACGAGCAUUUUCAUGAGAGAGGCUGAAAAGUAGCGAAAGAUAUUAGACGUUUCAACUAGUUUCGAGGAGGGCUGUUGGUGAACAGAGAUCAGAGAGAGGAGUAGAGUUAGAGGAGAGAAGAGACAGGAAGGAAGGCGUGCCGUUCGAGGGAAGGCAAUGCAAUACGCUUCACGCAUUCUAUUUCGUAAUAGAACUGUACACUUAAUUUUUAGUAGCCGAACGACCAAAUUACCAACGUCGGUUUCACCGUGUCGUUUAAAAAGAGAAGAAAGCGAGAGAGAAAUAGAGGAAGGAUAAGGGACGCGGAUCCGAAUUCUCUUCCAUCGAGAUGCUAAAGAGAAUGGAAAUGAAAAGAGAAGGUAGGAAGGAAAAUAGAAACAGGAAGAGAGAAAGCGAGAAAGAGAAGAAAGCAGAAAACGAGAAAUAAAGAAUACAUAUAGUCAUGUCGAGUCACUUAGUGUUUUGUACAUAGAUAUACAUACGAGGAAAGUUAUUAUAUAUAUGUACACAUUAUAUAUACACGGGAUGUGUGCGUGCGUGCGUGUAUGGGUGAGACACAAAAUGAAGAGAAAGAAAGAAAAUUAAAAAUACGCUGAUUGCACAUGCAAUUAAUUAAGUUUAUUAGCAGCGAGAUUUCAAAUGGAACAGGGAAACGUUUUUUUUAGAAAGUAGAGAAGCAAUGAUUGUUUUCCUUUCGUCCUUUUUUUUUUUUUUUUCUAUUUACGUUUACGAUAAUCGUUUAUCCAAAUGAGUUUUCCUCUCGGAGGGCUGUGGCGCGACCCGUCGCUUAUUGCAGUCGGUUCCUAAGAUCGGUUGUGCCGCAGUGCAUCUGUGAACGCUCGACACCUGGCGGAUGUGUGAAUGUGUGGAUUGUACGUGCGUGUCCGCGCGAGUGUGUCGAAUUUUUUUCGUAUGCGAAGAAAACUAGAAAAAAGGAAAAAAAAACAAAGGUAGAACAAAAUGUAGAGAGAGGAUGUUGAAAUUCGAAGGAACUUCUGAGCAUUGAAUUUGAAUUGUCAUGUGCAUUUCAGAGUUAUUAUAACUCUUAAGCGAACUAUCAAUUUUAAUUAUAUUUAAUUUACACUGAAUUGGUACGAUGCAGGAAACAUUGCAACAUUGAGAACAUAAUAAGAUAAGAGGGACAUUAUAAAAAUUUUUAAACAAUUGCAUCAGCAUAUAAUAUAAUGCAAACAACGUAUAUAAUUAUAUCAUAACAUAUGAUAUAACUAUUAGUCUAAAAUUAAAAUUAAUCAAGUAGACCGCUUAAGAGUUAAUAGAUACAAUCGUUGAGGUUUUUCAAUUUAUAAUUCUGUGGUGUGUGUGUAUAUAUAUAUAUAUAUACACACAUAUACAUAUUGAUUUUAAUAAGCAUGUUUCAUAUAACUGUCAGAUUCAACGCUUAGAUUCGUUAAAUUAAAUAUAUUAGAAGUGACAAGCUAGCGAAUUACUAUGAAAUUACCACUGUCUGUUCAUCAGACAGGUUAAAAAAUAAUUUCACGAAUAGAGCUGAUCCUUGAAGUUUCUUCUGAAAAACUUGGCAAAAGGAUGACCUUAGUGAUUGAAUUGCGUGAUCGAAACUUUACAAUUGACUGUUCUUCUUCCGAAACCGCGACUGUAUAUAUGUAGGUAAGCUAUACGAGGCGUACGAUUAAGAGUUUAACACGUAAUCCAUGUAAGAUAGAGCGAUAAUUAACGUGGCAGAGCGACAGAAUCGAGAAGCGAAAGAGAAAUCGUAACGGGAAGUUCAGUAGGACUGGACGUUUAGAUAUGUCGUUUGAUAAUUGAACCAUUUUUUGGUGCUGUGAUUUUUACUCUGUGGGUUUGUCAAGCACACGCAAAAACCACUGAACGUGAGAUUUUAUAGAAUUUUCAUUUAUACAUAAUGUAAGAAUGUUUUCGCUUUCUCGUGUUUGUUCAUGAAGCGCAAGCAUUUGAAAGAAAGAUUCAAAGUACAAAAUCAGAUGAUGCAACACUCGUCUCAAUUACUAAUUAAGACAAAGUCGUCAAUAAAACAAAAAGAAAAAAAAAAGAAAGUUUCGAAUACUCCGGAACAAUGAAAUUUGAUAUGCAUGUAUUUUAUACGAAUCACAGAUUGUCACUCGGAAGUGCGUCGAAUUUUUCAAAUUAGAGCAAUUAAAAAGAGAUUUUCGUAUUUUAGGUCUUUGUAAAUAUAUAAAUCUCAACCCCUUCCAAAUUUUUCAUCUCCACGAAAAGGAGAGAGAGAACCAAAUGCCAAAACCAGAGAUAGAUUCCGGUCGUACAGACAGAUCCACAGCACCAGAAGAAUCGAACCUCAACUACUAUCGUUCGUCCAAAGCAUAUUUAUCGUCAUUAUAUCACGAAGCCUAUUUACAAAACGAGGUAUAAACAUUUAAGCUACCCCCCCCCCCCCCAUUAAUCUACGCUAUAUUGUAAGUGUAAUUAGAUCGCUAAGUAGUCGAAGUAGAAUUAUCCCCGACGCGAGACCAAAACGAUGAAAAUAGAUGAAAUAAUAUGAAUCCCAAAAAUAAAUAACGGAAAUUCAAACGACAGUAGUUGAGGACUAGCGUCCAUCGUUCAUCCGAAAGGA
Messenger RNA from Frieseomelitta varia, 5184 nucleotides. It is a transcript of the gene CycD, whose product is annotated as G1/S-specific cyclin-D2. Gene Ontology annotation, cellular component: nucleus; cytoplasm; cyclin-dependent protein kinase holoenzyme complex. Gene Ontology annotation, biological process: positive regulation of G1/S transition of mitotic cell cycle; mitotic cell cycle phase transition; regulation of cyclin-dependent protein serine/threonine kinase activity. Gene Ontology annotation, molecular function: cyclin-dependent protein serine/threonine kinase regulator activity. The transcript is spliced from 4 exons. The coding region runs from base 104 to 1141 and encodes 345 amino acids. The record is from RefSeq and is a predicted model, not a curated record. Lineage: Eukaryota; Metazoa; Arthropoda; Insecta; Hymenoptera; Apidae.